GUCGACAGGGUCCAUCGGCAUUCGUCAACAUGAUGGCUGUUUCUUCGGGGUUCCUUGGCCGUCUUGCUCUCACACUCACCCUAUACAUUACGUCUGUCCGCUUAAUCCGCCUCUACAUAGUCAGAAAACACCUUCGAACCCUCAAAGUGGUUCCCCCCGAGAAGCGGGACAUAAAAUGGGCCCACCAAGGUCUCUCCUUCUUUGCAAACAGAGACUUGCCCUUCCUUUCCCAAAUAGCUUUAGAGUUUGCCUUGUUUCGAACCUAUGGCGUUGAAGCAAAUAAAUUGCUAAUCGCGACGGGAGAACUUGUGCAUAGGUGUCCGCGGCGGUACGAUGACACUGAGCUUCUUAUCAGGGAAUUUACAGAGAAUAUAUUGGACACAGAUCGAGCGGUGCUGGCAUUGAAAAGAAUGAACUAUUUACAUGGCAAAUACACAAUUGAUAACACGGAUUUUGUCUAUACUCUUGCGCUGUUCAUUACACAGCCGGCAACAUGGGUUAGCAAAUACGGAUGGAGAGGGUUGGACGAAGUUGAGAAGGAGGCGACAUAUAGGUAUUGGACCCAAAUCGGGAUCAAAAUGGGUCUCCAACACAUGCCGCAUUCCUACAAUGAAAUGGAAAGAUUGGUGGAAGAAUAUGAGACUAAAUAUAUGCAUCCUCUACCACGCAACGUCAUCCUCGCCAAUGCUACAUUCAAACUCUUUUUAAACCGGUACCCGCGCUUUCUUCAGCCGGUUAUUCGCCCCGCACUUCAUUCCCUAUGCGAUAAGCGACUUCGAGUCGCCAUGGGAUUCCCAGAACCAAAUCCAAUCUACAAAUCAUUUGUUCGCGGCAUUGCCAAGCUACAUGGGAUUUUCGUAGGAUGGCUGAUGCUACCAAGGAUACGAGUUUCCCGGAGAACACCUUUGGGCAUGAGUGAAGGACGAUACUUUCCGCAAUGGGACUUGAACGGUACUGGUGUCUACAAGGGCGGAUAUAAGAUUGAGGAUUUGGGACCAGAAAAGUAUGUUGGGGAUUCGGGUCUCGGCGCAAUAUGUGUUGAGAAUAACGAGUCAUAUGGGUGGCCCGACUUGUAGGAUGUUGUUUCCAAUCCAUGUAGAAUUGGUAUGAAGGAAAUUAAAGCAUGCCAGGAGACUUCCGGCACAAACCUUAUAAUCGCAGCUCGUUGUCACAGGAUGAAGCAUACUCUAGUGUUGGUUGCGCAAUAUGUUCAAAUAGAAAAAAGAAUGUGUAUUUGG
Messenger RNA from Spizellomyces punctatus DAOM BR117, 1238 nucleotides. RefSeq lists its product as uncharacterized. The coding region runs from base 30 to 1076 and encodes 348 amino acids. The record is from RefSeq and is a predicted model, not a curated record. The transcript is spliced from 2 exons. Gene Ontology annotation, molecular function: oxidoreductase activity. NCBI's taxonomy places the organism in Eukaryota, Fungi, Chytridiomycota, Chytridiomycetes, Spizellomycetales, Spizellomycetaceae.